This is a messenger RNA of Triticum turgidum subsp. durum (durum wheat), 2433 nucleotides long. Lineage: Eukaryota; Viridiplantae; Streptophyta; Magnoliopsida; Poales; Poaceae. The record is from the annotation of a GenBank genome assembly.
AUGGCCUCCGCCGCCGCCGCCGAAACCCUCGUCUCGCUCCCCAUCGUGCCCCCCUCCCGGUCGCUCCUGCGCCCCCUCUGCAGGCGACCUGCUUACAGAGGCAGCGCCGCGUCGGUCCGCCUGUCCGCCGUGCCGCCCCGGGGCCUCGGGUUCGCCCUCAUCCAUCGCCGCAUUCGCUGCCCGCCGGCGGCGCGCGCCAACGUCGAGCGCGACGGCGACGGCGCCUCCGGGUCAGGGGAGGCCUCGUCCACCGGGGACGGCGACCGCGACGCGGCGGCGGAGCAAGGAGGUGAUAGCGCGGGCACGAGCACCACCAGCGCGGCCGCGACGCCGCCGUCGUCACCGCCCUCUUCGUCCAAGAGGGGGGAAAACAAGUGGCGCCGGCGGGUGGCUAAGGGCGGCGGUGUUGGCCGAUGGUUUUGGGAGCCCAUAGUGCAGGGCCGGGAGAUGGGGUUCCUCCUGCUACAGCUCGGGUUUGCCAUAUUCGCCCUCCGCAUGCUGCGGCCGGAGAUCACGUUGCCUGGCUCAGAGCCCCGGCCGCAGACCACUUACAUCAGCGUCCCCUACAGCGACUUCCUGGCGAGCAUUGAUAAGGACCAGGUGAAAAAGGUUGAGGUGGAUGGGGUGCACGUUAUGUUCCGGCUCCGUCCAGAGGUUGAGGCCAGCGUGGUGGAGCAGCCACAAACACAAGCAGAUGGCGUUGCUGAUAAUGCUGCCAUUUCGAGGAGAAUCGUCUUCACAACCACACGACCAGUGGACAUUAAGACUCCAUAUGAGAAGAUGGUGGAGAAUAGUGUUGAGUUUGGGUCGCCAGAUAGGAGGUCCGGCGGCAUGCUCAAUUCAGCUUUGGUGGCUCUUAUUUAUGUUGUAUUAAUUGCAGUAGUUCUUCAGCGACUGCCAAUAAGCUUUUCUCAGCAAUCAACAGGCCAGCUGAGGAAUCGAAAGAAUUUGAACUCUGGUGGGGCAAAAGUUUCAGAAACUGCCGAUAUAGUUACAUUCGCUGAUGUGGCUGGAGUUGACGAGGCCAAAGAAGAGUUGGAAGAAAUUGUGGAGUUCCUAAGGAACCCAGAAAAAUAUAUUCGUCUUGGUGCACGUCCUCCUCGAGGUGUCUUGUUGGUGGGCCUUCCAGGAACUGGAAAGACACUCCUUGCUAAAGCUGUAGCAGGGGAAGCGGAAGUUCCUUUCAUAAGUUGUUCUGCAAGUGAAUUUGUGGAGCUAUAUGUAGGCAUGGGAGCAGCUCGAGUACGUGAACUAUUUGCUAGGGCCAAAAAGGAAUCACCGUCAAUUAUUUUUAUUGAUGAGAUUGAUGCCGUGGCAAAAAGUCGUGAUGGCCGGUACCGUAUCGUCAGCAACGAUGAGCGUGAGCAGACACUAAAUCAACUGCUCACGGAAAUGGAUGGUUUUGAUACCAACUCAGCUGUCAUUGUACUUGGAGCAACAAACAGGGCAGAUGUUUUGGAUCCUGCCCUUCGGCGCCCAGGGAGAUUUGACCGUGUAGUCACGGUUGAAGCUCCCGAUAAAUUUGGAAGAGAAUCUAUCCUGAAAGUUCAUGCGAACAGAAAAGAGCUUCCCCUUGGUAAAGAUGUAGAUCUCAGCGGCAUUGCUGCAAUGACAACUGGUUUUACAGGGGCAGACCUUGCUAAUUUAGUGAAUGAAGCUGCUUUGUUGGCUGGAAGAUCAAAUAAAGAAAUAGUGGAAAAGAUCGAUUUCAUCAGCGCGGUUGAGCGCUCUAUAGCUGGCAUAGAGAAAAAACAUGUAAAGCUGAAGGGCAAUGAAAAGGCUGUUGUUGCACGGCAUGAAGUUGGUCAUGCAGUUGUGGGAACUGCUGUAGCAAAUCUGUUGCCAGGCCAGCCACGUGUGGAGAAAUUGAGUAUAUUGCCGAGGUCAGGAGGUGCAUUAGGCUUUACAUACACUCCUCCCACGACAGAAGAUAGAUAUUUGCUCUUUGUUGAUGAACUGCGUGGACGUCUGGUAACGCUUCUGGGUGGGCGGGCAGCAGAGGAAAUAGUUCUAGCAGGACGGGUUUCUACUGGGGCACUUGAUGACAUCAGGCGUGCAACUGACAUGGCUUACAAAGCCGUGGCAGAGUAUGGUCUUAAUCAGCGCAUAGGUCCAAUAUCACUAGCUACAUUGUCAAAUGGUGGGCUAGAUGAUUCCGGAGGCUCCCCAUUUGGAAGGGACCAGGGUCAUCUGGUUGAUCUUGUCCAAGGGGAAGUAAAAGCACUUCUACAAUCAGCACUUGAAGUUGCUCUUUCAGUUAUCCGUGCUAAUCCAGCAGUUUUGGAAGGACUUGGAGCAUAUUUAGAAGAGAAUGAAAAGGUUGAAGGGGAGGAACUACAAGAGUGGCUUAAGUCUGUCGUUGCCCCAGAAGAAUUGACCUCUUUUAUCACAGGAAAGCAAGAACAUGUUCUUCAGCUGGAAGUAGGCCUCUAG